AUCGUACCGUUCGGCGUUCGCCGGUCAGGUUUUUCAAACAAAGGUUUGAACUUUCAACUUUGAUCUCGUCCUUCCGGAGCAAACUCGGACCAACUGCAAAUCUUGAUUCGUAUAGAGAAUGGCGGCGAAUGGGCUAAUGGCGGCGUCAAAUGUGUUUCUUCAUCGUCCUGAGAAUCGCAACUUCUCGUUUUCUUCUAGAACGAGUCAAACGGCUCUGAUCGGUGUUAAAGGCCGCGUUAGUUUUAUGACCAAUGUGAAACGCUGUUUUCCGGUGGUUUUGUCAAUGGCGAAGACGGAGACUUCCGGGGGAGCCGUAGAGUCCGUUGCGCCUGGUUACGGCAUAUCCAUCAUGGUGAAUGGAUGCAGUGGCAAAAUGGGGAAAGCUGUCAUCAAAGCGGCAGAUUCUGCUGGAGUGAAUAUUGUUCCUACAUCAUUUGGUUCUGCUGAAGAGGCUGGCCAGACAGUUGAGGUCUGUGGAAAGGAGAUUCUUGUUCAUGGUCCUACUGAAAGAGAGAAGGUUCUGUCUUCGGUGUUUGAGAAGUACCCCGAACUAAUUGUUGUGGAUUACACAAUUCCCUCUGCAGUAAAUGAUAACGCAGAGCUGUAUGGCAAAGUAGGAGUUCCCUUCGUUAUGGGUACAACUGGAGGAGACAGGACAAGAUUGUAUAAAACUGUUGAGGAAUCAAAGAUUUAUGCUGUGAUCUCCCCACAGAUGGGUAAACAGGUUGUUGCGUUUCUUGCAGCCAUGGAGAUCAUGUCUGAGCAGUUUCCUGGAGCAUUUGCUGGUUAUUCCUUAGAGGUGAUGGAGUCUCAUCAAGCUAGCAAAUUGGAUGCAUCUGGUACUGCAAAAGCUGUUAUUUCUUGCUUUCAGAAAUUGGGUGUAUCCUACGACAUGGACCAGAUACAAUUAAUUCGAGAUCCGAAGCAACAGAUGGAGGAGGUGGGUGUUCCGGAGGAGCAUAUCUCGGGUCAUGCUUUCCAUCUUUACCACUUGACAUCACCAGAUAAAACUGUGUCCUUUGAGUUCCAGCACAAUGUUUGCGGAAGAUCAAUAUAUGCUGAGGGUACUGUCGAUGCUGUGCUUUUCCUUGCGAAAAAGAUCCGGUCUAAAGCAGAGAAGCGGAUCUAUAACAUGAUCGAUGUCUUGAGAGAGGGAAACAUGCGUUGAACAUACCCCAAGACAACUAGAUGUUGAAGGUAGAAGGCUUACCAGAGCAAAAAAUCAGCUGUGAAUUUUGUUGUUUAGCUUUCAAAAACUUCCAGAGUUGUUCCAACUAGUUAUUGUUAGUUUUCCUUUGUAUUGACAGAACCAAAACCUGCGCCUGCAUUGUAUCUUCUGUUGACAACCUUUGAUGUUAUCAUCCCUUGUCUUCCGAUCUUAGAUAAAAUUGGAGUAUAACCCAAAAUUUGUCAAGGUGACUUUUUUUUAUGUUUUGAGGGAGCAAAUCUAAUGCAGGGUUCGUGAAUCGGCUGAGUAUCUCAAGGGUUGAGGCAUAAUCACCGAUGAGUUGGAGAGUCUCGAGCAGUGUGAGUAAGAGAAUCUGAUCCCUGUUUUGGCUUACGUAGAGAAAAAUUGGAAUCUUUAGGUCGAAACUAAACAAUGUGUUAAGAAUUAUCUGCAGAGUGUAGUACAGUACAGGUUCCUAGCUCUUCUCGGUUAAGUUUUUUUGUGGUUAAGUUUUUUUGUGGUUCCUUUGGAACAUCCCUGUGGUUAAGUUUUUUUGUGGGCUUAUGUAGAAAAUCAAGCCGUAGGGUUAUGUCUGGAUGAAAGUAACUUGUGAUUCUAAAAUUUAAGCUCCAACCUCCAACCCACGAACAGUUAGCCCUUCUCGGUUGCUACUUUGGUAAGUAUCAGUGUGAGUCCUAGGGGCAUUGUUCCAAAGGGUAACUCACUAUCUUUACCUUUUGGGAAUGAGAGUUGGAACUAUUAUCGAACCUCUUGUAGAUGAUGGCAUUGUAGCUAGGAUGUUAGAGAAACGUGGAUAUGCAUGAUUUUGAAGAGGCUGUGAAACUAAAUAUAGAGAUGUUAGUUUUUGACAUCAAUGGAGAGAUGUUAGUUUUAGUUAUAGCACAAUAUCUUCAGAUUCUCGGCUUACGGGUAAAAGGUAAGAUUUCGUCUCAAGUAGUAUAUUUUUAGUUUAGAGUUGAGAAUCAAACCAAGACACCAGAAGCUACAGAGCAAGGGAAAUUAGAAAGUUCCUUAAUUUGGUUUCUUAACUGCAGCGAUCAAAGAUUUGAGGAAUGGUUACACACGGCGAUAUAUGCCUGGUGGCAAAUUAGUCUCUGAUAACUUAUGAGGAAGAUGAUGAAGUUCUCUACAGACGUGUCGUCACAGCUUAGUAAAGAAUCUAUGGUCUCGUAUUUGCAGUCGUCACAUAUUUGAAGAGGAAUCCCUAAAUCUCUGAAGCUCACUGGAUUGAAAUAUGUAAAGCUACAGGGUUUCUAUAUCUUGAAAUUUAAAGCAAGACUACUACAAUUGAAUUUGAAUAUUUCAGUUUAUGGGUUUUGUGUGGAGAACGAUGUAUGAUAUCUGUAAAGAAAAUAGACAAGUGUUAAAAUGACAAUCAAUGCUCAUAGUCGAACUAAGAUAGUUACAUA
Camelina sativa (false flax) is the source of this 2598-nucleotide messenger RNA. The record is from RefSeq and is a predicted model, not a curated record. NCBI's taxonomy places the organism in Eukaryota, Viridiplantae, Streptophyta, Magnoliopsida, Brassicales, Brassicaceae.